Funneliformis geosporum is the source of this 1326-nucleotide messenger RNA. Lineage: Eukaryota; Fungi; Glomeromycota; Glomeromycetes; Glomerales; Glomeraceae. The record is from the annotation of a GenBank genome assembly.
AUGAGUAAAUUUUCAAAAUCAAAUCUUUCAGAUAAAGGCAUUACUGUUGUAUUAGGUUCUCAAUGGGGCGACGAAGGAAAGGGUAAAUUGGUUGAUGUUUUGGCACAAGAGGCUGAAGUAUGCGCACGUUGCGCAGGAGGAAAUAAUGCUGGACAUACCAUUGUAGUUAAUGGUACUAAGUAUGAUUUCCAUAUGCUUCCUUCCGGUUUGAUCAAUCCUAAAUGCAUAUCUAUUAUCGGAUCGGGAGUUGUUGUUCACCUUCCUUCGUUCUUUUCCGAAUUAGAACAACUGGAAGCAAAAGGAUUGGAUGUUAAAGGCCGUAUCUUUCUAUCGAAUCGUGCGCAUUUAGUAUUCGAUUUCUAUCAGAUUGUUGAUGGGUUGAAAGAAUUAGAACUUGGUCGUUCAAGGUUUUCUGGAUCUGAUGAGAGACCUUCCUUGUUCUGGAAAUCUUUUAGUAUCGGUACAACCAAAAAAGGUAUUGGACCAGCGUAUUCAUCAAAAGCCUCACGUUCUGGUUUGCGGGUUCACCAUUUGUCGAAUCAUCAAGCAUUUGCUGAAAAAUUUCGAAAAUUAGUCGCGAACCGAAAGAAACGAUACGGGAAUUUCGAAUACAAUGAAUUAUCUACUCGCCUUCAGUCCUAUGUCGUUGACAGUGUAACUUUCAUGCACCAAUGUAUAGAUUCAAAGAAAAAAAUCCUUGUAGAAGGUGCCAACGCUUUGAUGCUCGAUCUUGACUUUGGUACUUACCCAUUUGUAACAAGUUCUAACACUACUGUUGGUGGCGUUAGUACUGGAUUGGGUAUUCCACCAUCCAAAAUCGAUAAAGUCAUUGGUGUGAUGAAAGCCUAUACAACAAGAGUAGGAGGCGGACCCUUCCCUACCGAAUUACUUGAUGAAAUUGGAGAAUAUCUACAGCGUGUUGGCGCAGAAAUAGGUGCUACUACUGGAAGAAAGCGACGUUGUGGGUGGCUUGAUCUCGUAGUUUUGAAGUAUUCAACUCUUAUCAACGGUUAUACGAGUCUCAACCUAACAAAACUUGAUGUCCUGGAUAACCUUCCAGAAAUUAAGAUUGCAACUGCGUAUUUAUUAGAUGGAACCCCUUUGGAAAGUUUUCCAGCGGACUUGGAAUUCCUUGAAAAAAUUACCAUUCAAUAUGAGACACUACCGGGAUGGAAAACCGAUAUUUCAAAAUGUCGUCGAUUUUCUGAUUUGCCGACAAACGCACAAAAUUACGUAAAAAGAAUCGAGAAAUAUUUAGAAGUUCCAAUUGAAUGGAUUGGGGUUGGUGUUCGUCGCGAAGAUAUGAUUGAUUUAAAAAAUAAUUGA